Fibroporia radiculosa is the source of this 5109-nucleotide messenger RNA. RefSeq lists its product as uncharacterized. The coding region runs from base 1 to 5109 and encodes 1702 amino acids. The transcript is spliced from 8 exons. Lineage: Eukaryota; Fungi; Basidiomycota; Agaricomycetes; Polyporales; Fibroporiaceae. The record is from RefSeq and is a predicted model, not a curated record.
AUGUCUGUGCCAACUCAGGUCCUCCCGUCGUGGCUAACGCUUUCUACAACUGUUAUCACUGCGCCUAACGGACGCGUGUCUACUUCGUCCACAACCCUUCGUUUGCCAUUAACAUACUAUGGACCUAGUAUUCCUCUUGGAACUAAUGGGGUUUGGACUUGGGGCGGACUUACGCCUCCUCCUUCCACUACUUCCGCCUCCACGUCUUCUACGCUAGCAACGACUUCCUCUGUGUCGACUACUUUAUCCCCGACCAGUUCAGUAUUUUCGUCGUCACAAACUUCGACUUCUACCACCGCCCCUGCCACUUCUGCACCAGUGGCCGGGACUGCAGGAGCCACUAGCCAUGGACUGUCGGCCACAAAGCUUGGUGCUAUCCUGGGUGCCGUUCUUGGAACGGUAUUUCUGGUCAUUCUGAUCCUUAUCAUAUUGUUAUUGUGGCGGUCCUAUCGCCGCGGGAGACAAUCCAGGCCACCCACUGACCAGAGCUCAAGUUUCUGGAAUAGACGGACGACGCUGUUCUCAAUUCAGCGACAGUCACGACGACAGACACCGAUCUGGACGGAAUGGCAGAUGGUGAGUCCGGACGACUUCAACGAUGAUGCCAAUAUUGGUGUGCAGUCACCUGGCGAAGGCUCCCCUCGUGGGAGCGGUGAAGAAGACGACCCGUUUUUGACACGAAGCCUGCGGUCUACUGCCGACGAAAUGUCGCAGACGAAAACAGGCACCGACACGCUCGUGAGUAUGCCGGCAGCCGCUGCCAUCGCUGGAGGAACAGUUUCGACCCAUCGCUCUGGGACAAAAGUUGGAGGCCCAAUCAUGCCUCGGAACGAGCUGCUCAGUAGAAUGAUCGAAGAGGAGGCGGCAAUGCCCACCGUACGCGUUGUGAACGCUUCUCCCGAGGACCAUACUAUGCCCCUACCCCCUCCGCCUCCCAUUGGCUUUGUUCAACGCAGUUUCCGUCCUGCCAGGUCUUCACAGUCUAUUGGGUCUAUCGGUGUAUCCGAGAAGUCCAUUGCCAGUAUUCCGGAGUCGCCUGGCCCAGAAGCGGCGGAGUUCCUGACGGCUCGUCGGGUGAAGCUCGGCCUUGAACCUGGGGAAGGUGAACCCGGUCCCAGUUUAUGGACGGGAGGUCCGUCUGGUUUGGAAAGACUCGCCAACCUCCCACGGAUGAGCUGGUUCCGACGCAUGUCGUUCCUCUCACCAAGAGGCUCUCGCGAUGCUCCUACUCCUGUUGCUGCUGCGGCCACGGACGAUCGGUAUACGCGCACACCCCCUCGCGCACACUCUCGCCAGGGAUCUCGCAGUUCGCGGCCGGUCUCUUGGGCGCCUCUUCCGACGCAGGAGCCGUCUAGCCCGACAUCAAGCACGGGACGGAGGCCUAGGUCUCAGUCAGGUCUCCGAGCUGAACUUGGGAUGCGUGAGGAACGGCCGAUAUCGACGCUCAGCUCUAGAAGUCGCACCACUACUGCAAGCGGCAACACGAUGUAUCACGACGCGCGGUCAACGCCGGGAAGCUCUAUGGUGGAUGUUACUUCACCAGUUGGUACGUUCGGAUCUGGCGGUUCGAGAGUGCCUCCAGUUCCACCUUUACCUGCCCCGCAGCGAAGACAAGCAUCUCAAACGAGAUCGACAAGUGAUGGAGAAUAUGAAAGUGUGCCUAGAGAACCACCUUCGUACGAAGCAUCUAUGCUCCCCCCAACGCGAUUGGGUAAUACUCCUACAAGCGAACUUGAUGUGCUAGAUGAGCCCGCGCCACGUCCUGCCUCACCCUUCACUGCGGUUUCAGGUCGCCCCAACAUCCCACCUGGACUGGUGCCACUGCCCACUCCUGAUGCAUGGCGGAACUCCCGCGUGACAGAUAUGUCCAUGGAUACAUCCGGUAUACAGAUCGACGUUCUAGAGGAUGAACCCCCGGCUGCUCGAGACGGUUGGCGAAGCCUUGCCAGUGGCGGUGAAGGUCGCAGGAUGACAUUUGGCGUGCCAAUGGUAGUUCAUCCACGCGAUGCUCUGAACUCUGAACAGGGCUCUUUGCAUUCGAUGCGAUCACAUCUGAGUCCCCGUUCAGGACUUAGCCCAGCCGGUUCUGCACCCGCUUCUUCCCGUCACACGAUGCAUAGCUCGUCGUCAAGGCCGUCAAUGCACUCGCAAGGUCUUACUGGCAGUAGCGGCAUGUCGCUGACCCACUCAAGCUCGCUCUCAGACGACGAUAGAAGGCCGAGACGGCACGCAGGCGUCGGCGAAGUUGGCUCACCCCCGGUCUCCGCUGUGUUUAGCAGAGAGGGACCUUGGGAGAGUCGUCCAAGAUCGCCUUUAGCUCAUGCUCCUGGCAUGCCUCACUUGCCGCCGAUCCGCCAGUCUCCAUCGUCGUCGAAUGCCGAGAUCCCUCCACCAUAUAUCGCCUCAGGUACUCUCACGUCUGUUGUGACGACACGAACGGAAGACACCCACACCAACUCGAGCGUAACCACGACCUUGACGGACCCUAUUACGGGCGCUGUGUUGCAUUUCCCGGCACUGCCCUGGGGCGGCAUCCAGGACAACAGGUGGGAGAAUGCGAGGCACAACGAUAACGAAAUGUGGAGCGACGUACAUAAGUCUUGCAAGACACUCGAGGCAGUUGUGAACGUCCUGAAUGAUUACUGCGAGGCUGAGAACGCGAUUAUCACCCUGCAGAAGAAACUAGCGAAGGCCCUUAGGGAUGCAGCGUCGGUGAAGUGCGUAGCGGAGAUUCCGGCCACUGCGCUGGUUACAGGUGCUACUAUCUUUGAGACACUGUCGGAUGUCAACCAGAAAUUUGUGAGGCUCGCAGACAAAGAGUGCGACGGAAUCAGUGCCGAGGUCAAGAAGUGGUUCAAGAAACUUGCUAAAGAGGAAAAGGCUCAUGAUGCACGGAUCGCCAGCGCCAAUGCCAAGAUUAGACAGGCUGGCGAGCUCUAUGAGAAGAAAUCCAGAAAGUAUCCUCAAGAAGCGGCUGACGAACAUACCCGCUAUAUCAAUGUCCUCAGCACAUUGGGACCGGAAAUCAAUCAGGACAAAUAUAACCACGCGUUGCUUAUCACCCAACGGCACAACAAUGUCAUGCAUAUCCUCGCUGCGUGUCUCUCGCGAGUUGCAGAUGGCGAAUGGCUGCGCUCAUGUGAGGGUGUGCGUAGAUUCUCGCCAACAAUAGGACCACUAGGUGAAAUUCGUGCAUAUUGCGAAGGUGGCUGGUCUGGUGCUAUGCCUAGUGGUCUUCCAGAGACUCUGCAGUCGACAGCCUCGCUGGACCGGUCUAACACGCCGAUGUCUAUGAGCCGUGCAGCUACACCAAAUGGUCAAGACUCAUACGCGCUUACAGUCCCUCCCAGCAGCAAGCCCGCGCCGGAUUAUUCAUCCCGGCAAGGAUCCGAGCAGACACAGGAUUCAUCUUCGCUGGCCGCUACUCCCUCUGGGGAUUCGCCGUCUGCGCCCCCACAGUAUAUGACAAUUCCCUCGGAACCGCCUGCUAACGGACAAGCGCACAACCUCCUCUCAAGAGCCCUUGCAGACCAGAGAAAUCGCUCAAACACUUCGUUAACCUCACUGGCUUCUUUUCCCUCCCCUCCUACACAUUUCCCUCUACCUCCUGUUGCUGUGAAAGAACCCAGUAGCCCAAUCAUGGAUAAGAAAGAUGAAUCUUCGUCUAGUCGACGGAGAUCCUCUGAUGUCCCCUUUCCGCGGCAUACUGAGUCGCCCGUCCCACUUUCUCCAGAUGAACAGGCAAUUGUGGAUGCUUCUCGAUCAGCAUCGGAGCAGGCUCUCAUCCAGUCUAUGUCCACUACAUUCAGCGAGACUUCCAACACAUCUAUGCGGAAAGGUCAAGAUAAUACCUCAUCGGAAAUACAGGGUAAAGCAGCUAGCGAGCACUCGAGUGCACAUUCUCCUGCUCCAGAAAUGAUACGGUCUCCAGUAGAUCAUCUUACGCCCACAAAUUCGGGGAUGUCGAUGCGGCCUGCAUCACGUCGACUUGAAUCUCCUGGGCAGGAGAACAAGGUGACUAGUGGAGAUUUGCUUGUGAAGAACCCAACAAUCGAGCAAACAACGCAGCCUGGUGUCACUGGCGGCUCGAGCCCUAUUAUUGAAAGAGCUGAUACGGGCAAGAGCACCAUAAGCGUUGUCGCUACCCUUCGUGACCGCUAUACACGACAAGCUGAACCCCCAUCUCCUCCGCGCAAAGAGGUCCCGCGAGUUCCAACAAGUGUUUCUCACCUGACUAACAAAUACGAAUCCUCCAGGACUCCUCCGUCUUCCCCGACUUCCUCCCGACAUGCCCCUGCUUCAGAUGAUCGACGCAGGGUGUCAGUGGAUAUGACCCGCCGCACGUCACAAGUGCCUAUUCCAGAGCGGGUUAGUCCAUCGACUAGUCACGGAAGGUAUAGUAUUGCAGGAUCGCCAUCUAUGCCAUCGUCGGAUGAAUUGGUUCUUCGGAGGCGACGUGUGGAAGAGCUAGAAGUACUUGAACUUAGGGAGCAAGAGCUGGAGCUGAGACGGAAAGAAAGGGAAAUUGAAGUGCGGGCGAAGGAACUGGAGCUGGAGCGCGGCCGUCUGUUGAAUGCGCGAGGCCUGGACAGCGGGUAUGGCAGUGACUCCGAGCGUCUUGGGAUCGUGGACCGGCUCUCUCAUCGCCCACAACUUCACUUGCCGUCCGUAUCUCCCACUGCUUCGCGUCCGCGCCACGCCCUCCAUUCAUACAGCACAACAAACGUGGCUCUCCCGCCCUCGCAACAGGCACCCACUGAUUACCCAUCCAGCCAGCCAUCGUCACCGCUUCAUCCUGCCGAUCACGGCCCAUAUUGUACUUGUGAGGCGUGCUCGAUCCCGAGAUAUGCCUCGCGCGAUGUGCGGUCUGGGCAGGGCUCUUCUAACGUCCGGCCAGAAAAGCCCAAGGGAUGGAUCAGGCGCCUGAGCAUGCCUGUCAUGAGCAACGCAUUUUCGCUGGACUCAAAGAAGAAUAUCAGCAGCGUGGGGAUCGCGGGUGGUCCGGGUACGCGGAACAGCUUCGUCUUGCCGGAGGAGGAUGGGAUGUUGCGGAGGGAUGCCACAGGCGGCAUCCGCAAUCGCAGUACCACCAAUCUUGCUCGAAGGUGA